This is a messenger RNA of Vigna unguiculata (cowpea), 1179 nucleotides long. RefSeq lists its product as uncharacterized. The record is from RefSeq and is a predicted model, not a curated record. NCBI's taxonomy places the organism in Eukaryota, Viridiplantae, Streptophyta, Magnoliopsida, Fabales, Fabaceae.
AUGAACCUCUCUGAGGACCUGAUCGUCCCCUAUAAUGAGCAGAUCGUCGGUUUCUCUGGCGAACGAGUCGACACAAGGGGCUACCUGGAUCUUCGUACCAGGAUCGGCUCGCGGAAGGACGGCCGGGAGGUAAGGGUUAGAUUUCUUUUAGUUGAAGCUAACACCUCCUACAAUGUAUUGCUAGGAACACCUUGCCUGAACGCCUUCGGAGCGAUCGUCUCCACUCUGCACCUGGCCAUGAAAUUCCCGUCGGAUAAGGGGACAAUAUGCACGGUGCAUGCAGAUCAGCAAAUCGCCAGGCAGUGCUAUGCCGCAGGAUUGAGGAUCACUUCUUAUAGUCAUCCGCGGAAGCAACACCGUUCAGAGGUAGCCAUGACAGACUUGGACCCCCGAACGAACACAAAGGAUCAGUUACAACCAGAAGGAGAAACCAAGGAGAUCCCGAUCGGGAAACACCCGGGACAAGUCACAAAGAUUGGGGGAGCCCUGAAACCGGAAGAAGAAGAACUCCUAAGGGCGGUGAUCUUAGAGAACAAAGAUCUGUUCGCAUGGUCGAGCGCCGACAUGCCAGGCGUCCACCCUGACGUCAUGUCUCAUAAGUUGGCCAUCUUCCGGGAAGCCCGCCCGGUUGCUCAGAAGAAGAGGAAAAUGGGAGAGAAGCCUAGGAGAGCGGUCGAGGAGGAGGUCAGGAAGUUAGAGGAAGCUGGUUUCAUCAAAGAGAUCAAGUAUACUACGUGGCUGGCUAACGUAGUGAUGGUGAAGAAGACGAGCAGAAAAUGGAGGAUGUGCACAGACUUCACCGAUCUCAACAAGGCCUGCCCGAAGGACGCAUACCCACUACCCAGCAUAGAUCGGCUGGUGGAUGGAGCUUCGGGGCACAACUUCUUGAGUUUCCUGGAUGCAUACUCAGGGUACAACCAAAUCCCUAUGUAUGGUCCAGACAGAUCCAAAACGGCGUUCAUCAUAGAUCGAGCAAAUUUCUGCUACGAGGUCAUGCCGUUCGGUCUGAAGAACGCGGGGGCCACCUAUCAGAGGCUGAUGGACCAGGUCUUCAGGGGGCAGUUCGGUCGGUCCAUGGAGGUGUACGUGGACGACACCUCCAUGGACAUGUGGCAACUUCAGAACCAUACGAUCACGCGCAGAUCAACAGCCCAUACUUCGCGACGCUUCAAAUCAUGA